AUGCAGCCUCAAGGCUUCCCGGCGCACGUGCAGUAUAUCCGCGGAGCCCCUCCGAGAUACGGCUUUCCAGCCCGGCCCGUGGAUGCCAAGAAGGUGGUGGCACAGCUACCAGUCCAAGGUGCUCGGGCCGCGCACUGCGCACCACCCGUCGCAGCGGUCACCGCUGUGCUGGCUGCACCGACUCCCAACAACUGCAAGAUCCAGCCGCAGCUCCAAAAUUUGCCGCGCUUCCAGCCGCCCGACUUCGAAGGUGAAGAUGGACAGCUUCCCCGACCUGAUUCACCGUGCAGCACCCCGCGGGAAUCAGGCCAGGCCGACGAGCUGGAGGAUUUGGGGCCCUUCUCUGCCGACACCUUUGUGGAGUAUCGAAGUCGAUCUAGUGGGCAGUGGAUUCUCGCGAAGGUAGAGAAUUUCAACGCCGACACGCAGACGUAUCGCCUGGAUGUGCAGCCCUAUGCCCCGGCAGACAGGGUACGUGCCCGGCGCCGUGGCUUACCAAAAAGGCCGGAGGUAGCAAACGGCCACGAGUCAGUGGCUGAUGCAGGACCGGAACCAGGCAACGAUCGAGAUACAACGCCACACCGGGCAGCGGAGCGGCGAGUGCAGGAAGCAUCGCGCGAGACACAGUCUGCGCCGUCUUGCGAGCCGGGCAUAUUGGAGCUGUCCCUGCAAGACGAGGUGGAGAUGCUGCGCCGGCGAGUCGUUGAGCUGGAGGAGCAGAACCGGACUCUGCAUUCACAGGUAGCGCAUGAGACUGAGCUGAAGGAGCGCUAUCGGCAGGAACUGGCGGAACUUCGCAAGUGGGGCCAGACUCCGCGAUAG
Symbiodinium sp. CCMP2592 is the source of this 822-nucleotide messenger RNA. NCBI's taxonomy places the organism in Eukaryota, Dinophyceae, Suessiales, Symbiodiniaceae. The record is from the annotation of a GenBank genome assembly.